AGUUUUUGUGAUUUCCGUUGAAGGUGUUUAAGGUUAUUCACAAUCGAUAAUCAUUUGACGAAUCAGAGCUUUGAAACUGGACAUAAUUGUAUCAAAGGGUCGAUAAUGCUUGCCUCCCACAUUCCACCUUCCUCGUUGGAACCCGGCUGCAGCACAUAUAAGCCCCUUCAAUCCUGCGAUUUUAAUCAACAUGGCCAGCAAUUCAGCACCUACAGCCCUUCAGAAGAAGCACUUAGCUCAGGUGCAGGAAGGUAUAUUAUCAUAUCUCUUACCAUAUCCGAAGUUGUGCUGAUCACCACUUCCAGGUCUCAUCAGCAAAACCACCACGUUACGACGAAGAUCGCAGGCCACACCAACAGUUCAAGACUCGUCGCAGCAACAGGAGAGUGAAAACUCACGAUUGCAAACCGGGGCCCGGAAAACACACGAUCCUGUUCAGCAGACGAGAGCACUAAAGAGACCCCGAGAAGAGCAGGUUUGUGUAUUUCUGUUAAAAGUCGAAAUCAGCUCUAACCUUCAUAGCCAGUUUGAGCCCACCUUGCUAAAAGAGCAGAAGAGAGCCCGAAACACAUCAGUGCGAAACCUUUCUCCAACCCAACGCUAUCAAGAAAAUCCGCCCCUUGUUCAGACUACCAAUCCUACACCCUCUGAUCCCUCUCAGACUUCAGAUAUCACACGCUGGUUAUUGGGUGUCGCGAAGGAUACGGCAGAUCCGCGCAAUCAGCCCGAAGACCAACUGGAAUAUCUCCACAAAAUACAUCGUUUUCUAGCAGAGAACAGGACUGUUCAACGCAAGCGAUCAUCCCCCAGUAUUGCAUCAAGCUCGCAAGAUAAUUUAGGAUACAAUGACUCUAAAUAUACCGAAAAACUUGAAGCAAAUGGAGUUUUCAUGAGGAAAUAUCGAGGUGAGCUUCCAGAAGAAGCCAAAACAUUCAAUGAAGAGAUCCUGCGAAUGCUUGAGAGAGAGCAGUCUCUGCCAAAAGAUUCCAUCUUCGAUGAUGACUGCUUUGACCAAACCAUGGAAUUGAUUCAAGACCGCAACGAGGCUUUCGUAUUCAACACAAUCUCCGAGGUAAUGAUUCCAAAUAUCGGACGAAUGACUGUCAAAGGUGCAAGCCAUCUUGAUCCCCUCAUCCAAAGCUUUGAUGAGGCAUGGAACAACUGUAAAAAAAUCACUCAAACCUAUCCGAAACCAGAUUCUGCGAUAGGAUUCAAGAAGACAGCACUCUCGGCUUCGCAGACCGAAAAGAUUCUGCCUUAUCUUGGAAACGUAGACUCCAAGUCUGAUUUCAGAACUACAUUUUAUAUGCUCUUCGCGUUCCUCACAUUUGAAGUGAAGCGUGGUAACGUUGCACUCCAUAUUGCGGAUCGACAGAAUGCCCAUAGCAUGGCCGUCUCUGUACGAGGCCUUGUUGCACUCUUCAGGCUCAUGGGAAGAGAGCAAGAACUUCAUGGCAAAAUCCUGACCAUAUCUUUUUCCUUUGAUGACCGUUAUAUCAGAGUAUACGGCUACCUUCCUAUAAUCGAAGGUGAAAACACAGAGGUCUGGAGAGAAAACAUUGAUUCAUUCGACUUAACAGCUCGCAGAGGCCAGGACAAAUGGAAAUGCUAUCAAUAAUCCAUGAAUACCUUAAAUAUUGGCCUUCAGCUUCUACAUCGCAUUCGAUCAGCAAUUGAUGAUUGGAAGCCCGACCCCAAGAGCUUGACAGCCUUGCAACACUAUCAAGCACCUUCUUCACCUUCGAGCGUUUCGGGACUUUCGCAAGUGUUCGACGACCAAAAUCUGUCAGAAGAGAAUGAUUCAACUUCUGCCCUGAUGGCGAAUACUGAGUUGGAAGAGACUACACCGGAACCUGCCAGGAAGAAACGACAUGUAGCGGAUGUCUGAGGUUGAGCUGGCAUUAUCAGAUUCAUACAAAUGUGUUUUUGGAACGGCGAUUCAGUUUGACAUCCAUUAGCAUCGAAUUGCAUGGUUCAAAGUAUAGAGUGCUUGUACAUUAUAGUUAUACUGGAAUCUCUCGGAAAGAAGAGGCGACCGAUAAGAGGUGUUUGAGAUUAAGUCGGUAUCAUUACAUUAGACUUAUAUAUACAAAGUGUAACUAUUAAAAUUGCAAGUUGCUUUUUCUCA
Messenger RNA from Sclerotinia trifoliorum, 2128 nucleotides. Lineage: Eukaryota; Fungi; Ascomycota; Leotiomycetes; Helotiales; Sclerotiniaceae. The record is from the annotation of a GenBank genome assembly.